AUUUCUUUUUUCUUUCAACGUUAACGUUACACCUCUCUCUCAUUUUUGUAGCUAUUUCACCCUCCUCCUCUCUCUCUAUUCACUAUUCCACCAUCAGAUCUGGUACUGGGAGGAGGGUGGUAUAAUCACACCUCAUCAGAAUCACUUGAAGGGUGCUCGUUUUUUAUAGAGUACCUGGCCUGCUAAGUAUACUCCAAAAUGAAGAAGGCCUUUGGUCAAACUGUGAGAGACAUCAAGCGAGGGGUGAACAAAAAAGUUCUUAAGGUCCCCUCAAUAGAACAAAAAGUGCUUGAUGCGACUAGCAAUGAGCCCUGGGGUCCUCAUGGAUCACUUCUUGCAGAUAUAGCUCAGGCUUCAAGAAACUAUCAUGAGUACCAAAUGAUUAUGGCUGUAAUUUGGAAGCGUAUCAGUGAUACUGGAAAGAAUUGGCGGCAUGUGUACAAGGCUUUAACUAUUUUGGAUUAUUUAGUAGCCAGUGGGUCUGAGCGCGUCAUAGAUGAAAUAAGGGAACAUGUAUACCAGAUAUCUACAUUAUCCGAUUUUCAAUACAUUGACUCUAGUGGAAGAGAUCAAGGAAGCAAUGUGAGAAAGAAAUCUCAGAGUCUUGUCGUUCUUGUAAAUGAUAAGGAGAGGAUUCAAGAAGUCCGCCAAAAGGCAGCUACCAAUAGGGACAAAUUCCGCAACACAUCAGUGGGUGAUAUGCAUCAACCUGGUUCGUAUUCAAGUUCAGGAGGAUAUGGUGACAGAUAUGAAGAGGAUCGUUACGGAGGCAGAGAUGAAGAGAGAAAUGGUUAUGGAAGAGAUGAGGAAAAAUAUGGCAGGUAUGGUGACUCAUACAGCCGUGAUGGGGAUCGCUAUGGUAGAGGUUAUGAUGAACGCAGCCGAGAUGGAAACAAGGAUGAUGAUCAUCGUGGAAGAAGUCGAAGUGUAGAUGAUUAUAGUUAUGACUCAAGAAGUAGGAGCUCUGACAGAGACAAAAAUCGUGCUUAUGAUGAUGAUGAUGGUCAAUAUUCUUCUAGAGGAAGUGGUGCAAGGGCUGAGGAUCGUUCUCAAGAUGGAAGUGUCACUGAUAUGCGGCUAGAAAGAAGGUUUUCUGAACAAAACCUUGAUGCACCUCCCAGUUAUGAGGAAGCUAUUGGUGCAUCACGAAGCCCCACACAUAGUGAAAGGAAUGGGGAAACACCUUCAGCAUCUGCUCCUAAAUCUUCUUCUCCUCAUUCAAUUGGGAGUCCAAACCAAGCAACCACCCCUGCUCCUGCUCCAACUGCUGCUUCAUUGCCCACUCCAGCACCAGCUGCUGCUUCACCAGAGAAGAAGGAUAUUGAGAGUUUUGAUGAAUUUGAUCCCCGGGCUUCUUUUUCAGUGGCCGGAGCUCAAUCGAAUGGUGCCAUGCCGACUACUUCCGGUGGCACUGAAGUGGAUUUACUUGGGUCCUUAUCUGAGCCAUUUUCCUCCAAUUCAUUAGCCCUUGUAUCAGCAACUACAACCACCUCUGACGUUAAUCCUUUUGGGCCUACUAGUUCUGAACCUAUGUUUGGCGGAGCAUCACCUGCAGCUUCUGUCCCUAACCAGAUGUUUGAGGAUCCUUUUGGUGAUGGUCCGUUCAAAGCUGUACCGACCUCAGAGACAGUGCAAAUUCAUCCGCAGAACAUUGCUCCUCCAUCUUUCCUUCCUAACUCAAAUCAAAGUGCUGAGGUUUUUCUGUCAGUCCCUCAGAGUGCUGAGGUCCCGAGUACAACAUAUGCAGCACCCAAUUAUGCUCAGCUGGAGCUGUCCACAUCCAACCAUGAUAUUGAUAUAUUGGCUGAUAUUCUCCCGCCUUCUGCUCCUUCACAUUCUGUGCAUCCCUCGAAUGACCAUGCAAUCCCAAGUGGCCAACUUGCGGCACAGACAGGUUUUCCAUCUGACAGUUGGCUAGCUGCACAGCCAACAGGUCAUGCUGCUUCACUAACAGGUUUUGCAGCUCAACCUGGUUUACAGUCACCGCAAACAAGUUUUCCCAUCCAUGGGCAACCUGUAUCUCAGAUUGGGUUCUCUGCUCAAACGAGCCAUUCUCCAUCUUUUGGUGGUUAUUCGGUUCCACCUGGCCAAACACCACAGACAAGUUUUGGGCCGCAAAAUGGCCCUGCAUCUCUUAAUGGCUUCCCAUCUGCAUCGGGUUCAUUUCCCCACCCUGGAAUUCAGGUCACUGCUGGUCACUCUAUGCAGACUACUGCUAACUUUGGAGGCUACAGCACAGGAUUGGGAUCUACAGGUUCAGUUGGUAUGCAAAUGGGUCAAACUCCCACUGGAUCAUCUUUCUUUGCGCAGCCAGCUACAGCAUCCGAUAUACCUUCACAAAUGAAUUUUCAAUAUUCACAAAAUCAAACAAGUAAUUUAUCAGUACCCUCACAGUCUACUCCAGUUUCAACAGCUCUCAUCAGCAGCAACCAGCCAGCCAAAGACAAAUUUGAGACAAAAUCUACCGUUUGGGCAGAUACGCUGAGCCGUGGAUUGGUCAAUUUGAACAUUUCUGGACCUAAGACAAAUCCUUUAGCUGAUAUUGGAGUGGAUUUUGAUGCUAUUAACCGCAAGGAGAAGAGGAUGGAGAAACCUAGUACAGCCCCUGUGACAUCAACUGUUACCAUGGGCAAAGCAAUGGGUUCGGGUUCUGGUAUUGGUCGUGCUGGCGCAGGUGCUCUAAGGCCUUCAUCAAAUCCAAUGGUAGGGUCUGGCAUGGGCAUGGGAAUGGGUAUGGGUGCUGGUGCUCCUGGAGCGAGUGCGGGCAUGGGAGUAUAUGGAGUAAACCAGCCUAUGGGAAUGGGCAUGGGAAUGGGGAUGAAUAGACCAAUGAACAUGGGAAUGGGCAUGAACUUGGGGCAAGGAGUCCACAUGCAACAGCCAACUGGAUUUCCUCCUGGAUCUACCAUGCCAGGAGGCUACAACCCCAUGAUGGGCAACGGUAACUAUGGCCAACAAUCAUUCGGUGGUGGAUACCAAUGAGCUUAAGCCUGUCAAUUCGGAAAGUACAGAAUGUUUCCUAGUGAAUAGCCUGUUGAGCUCACCAUCUGUUGUAGAGUCCAUACUUUUGGGUUUUACAUGUAGUUUUUGCGGAUAAGAGGUUAGAGUUGUAUCUUAAUUCAUUCUUUCAGCAUUGUUCUAUAGUUGCAUUACCAAUGUCCCCUAUUUUGGGUCAGAGAGCGCUUGCAUAGAUGACUCAAACAUUGUUUAGUUGUGUACAAUUGAGGAUCACCUAUCUCAGGUGUCCUCUUUUUUUGCAAUUCGAUCCAUAUAUACAUGUAGAUUUUUUGGAGUCAUUGACUAUGGAACACCAGAUUGUUGAACAAUAAUAUGAUCAUUCAUUUUAUGUAUU
This is a messenger RNA of Nicotiana tabacum (common tobacco), 3352 nucleotides long. RefSeq names its product clathrin interactor EPSIN 3. Gene Ontology annotation, cellular component: plasma membrane; endosome; clathrin vesicle coat. Gene Ontology annotation, molecular function: phospholipid binding; clathrin binding. The record is from RefSeq and is a predicted model, not a curated record. Lineage: Eukaryota; Viridiplantae; Streptophyta; Magnoliopsida; Solanales; Solanaceae. Gene Ontology annotation, biological process: endocytosis.